Messenger RNA from Exophiala oligosperma, 2266 nucleotides. RefSeq lists its product as uncharacterized. The record is from RefSeq and is a predicted model, not a curated record. Lineage: Eukaryota; Fungi; Ascomycota; Eurotiomycetes; Chaetothyriales; Herpotrichiellaceae. Bases 507 to 2057 code for a protein of 516 amino acids. The transcript is spliced from 2 exons.
CUACUUCAGAAGAGAGACCUCUUUGAAGGGUCCAUGCCAUGAAAACCUAUCUGCGGUAAAUCAGAGAUGACACCGGUCAUACUAUAUGGAUUCCACGUCGAUGUCGACAACUCAGGAAGCACAGGUGGAGGAUGCAUAUGUUCGGAAGAAGCACCACCAUAAAACCAAUACGGGAUGCGCAACAUGUGUAAGUGUUAUUCUUCAAUGUCUUGAUCAUCUGCGAGAUGGCCCUGCCGGAUCCACGAGGCAGCGCUUUGUCGCCUCGGCUUGUCAUGCUUCUAGUAAUGAUCGUGAACCUUGCUUACUUGAGUGCAUACUAGAGGGCUCGACACAUCAAAUGUACCGGAGAAAGACCACAGUGUGCUCGAUGUAUCAAGUAUGGAGUAAUUUGUCCCGGAUACAUUGAUCGCGCGUGGGUUUUUGAGUCCGGUCAGACACGAGGUGGUUUGGCAAAAGGCGGCAGUUCUCCUGACCGUGCAUCAAAAAUUCAAGGAUCACAGAAAGGCAUGGAUAUGUUUAGAGAUGGGCAUACAACGAAACCACUUGCCAUCCGUUUGAAUGCCGGGCCGCACCCGGCCAGCGACUCCAUGGCCGAAGAACGCCCUCCACCACAUUGCCCUGCUAAAAGGCCCUCGUUACCCCUGCAUCUUUCCUCGCCUAGGUCUGACCACGUCACGUCACGCGGGUUCCAAUACUUUCGGGAGAACACGAUCCCGUCAUUCUUAUAUGUCAAUCCAAGUCCACAGGCUUUGUAUGUUUUUCAACACCUCCUGCCACAGAGUUAUCACACUGAACCAGCGAUCGAACAAGCGGUUCUUGCGAUAGCCAGUGCACAAGAACUUGCUCAUGCACCCGUCGAUCAAAGAGGGUCACUUGAGGCCACUUUACUUCGAUCUUAUGGGCGCACUCUUCGCCUCCUGGGAGACACCACAGUCAAACCCUCUGUCCUGGUGAUGAUGUUGGCAUGCUUUGUCUUCGUGGGCUUCGAAACUUUCCGUGAGUCUCCUAAAGCUGCUUCGCUGCAUCUGCAGAACGGACUCCGCAUAUUAAGACAAUGGAGACGUAACCUGCAAAACUAUAGAUCGCCUUCUUCUUCAUCAGAGGACCACAUCAUCAGUCACUACAUACAGCCAGUCUUUGCGGGGAUCGAGGUAAUCUUUUCACGAUCCAGCGUCUCAGAUAUUGUACAAGUUGGAGAUUUAGAAUACCAGCCGCCUGUACUUCCUUCGGAUUUCACAAGUUUGUUGGAAGCCCGCGGGAAAAUGAUUGAACUGUGGAUGUAUUUCUUCAGCAAGCAUCCUCCGGAACAUAUCGACGCCGUGGCACAGCUGCAGGCUCUACCCUUGUGGGAAAGGUGGCAUGUCAAGCUCUUGCAGUAUUCUCGCAACUCUGGCUCCUGGCCUGUGCGAGCACAACUACAUGCUCGUCUCCUACACGUCUUCUACGACAUGGUUUCAGUCGCGUUGCAGUGCCAGCGUUAUCGAGACGAGACCGUGUGGGACAAACACAUUGAAGACUUUGAGAAGAUGUUCCAGACAUGUUACGACAUCUGUCAAAACAGAGAGAUGUAUCUGGAUUCUAAAGAUCCCAAUGACAUGGGAUUUGGCAUGUUACCAGGAGUUCUGCCGCCUCUGUGGCUUCUUGGGAUGAGUUGCCGUGAUCCCAUGAUGCGCAGAAGGGCGGCUGAGCUGAUACGCAUGCACCAUCGUCAGUGUGGACAGGUGGAUGAAUGCUCUGCAGCCGUCCUGGUAGAUGCCGUCAUUCAGCUGGAGGAAGAGGGGACAGCAAUUGCGCGGACGUGCGGUGACAUCACGGAAAGUCACCGUGUUCGUGUUCUGGAGUCAGAUCUCACUAAACCUGGGAAAAUGACCGUGGUGUUUACUCGGGCGCCUUAUACCCAACGACAGACCGUCGACGUUGCAUACUCUUCCAGCACCACGCUACCGUCCCGUCCAUAUCGAUUGUGGCCGAUAGUCGCUUCGAUGGAUCUUAUUGGGUAUCAUGGAUUGAUUCGCGCAACUGGAAGAACGUGUGUUUGCAAAGUGUAUGGACAGUAGGCUGGUUCUACUGCAUAGUUAGUCCAUCGUGUUGUUCUGCUACGGAAAAUGUCGUUGCGUCCUCAACAAAAGCUACCCAAGUUUACUUCUCCUAGACUGGUUAGACAUUUGCUUGCCUGACAUGAUAGUCCACAUCAAAAGUCUUCGAGUCUAAGUAUAUUCCUCGUUUACGUUGCUCCUGUCAUCACAUCUUUCCAAGUACAUGUUCG